GCAGCAGGUUUAAUAUUAACCGAUCCAAUGUAUGGGAUGGAGCAAUCCACGGCUUCAAACGGGCCUCAUUCGAUCCCUCUCAUCAGAUGCAGGUUAAGUUUACUGACGAUGAGGGACAAACUGAGGAUGGAGUGGACACUGGUGGUCCCAAGCGGGAGUUCCUGACCCUCCUUAUGGAAUGCCUGAGAAUGAGAAGAAUAUUUGAUGGUCCACAGGACAGGAAAUUCCUCACGUUCGACAAUGCAGCUGCAAAAGAUGACGAAUACUUUCAUGCUGGGAGGAUGAUUGCAACUUCUAUAGUUCAUGGUGGUCCAGGCCCCCGCUUCCUGUCAGAGACGCUCUACCAGCACCUCACUGGAAUGAAAAACACCAACAUUGAAGCCAUCAUUGAAGACAUUACUGAUGACACUAUGAGAGCUUCCCUGCUUGAGAUAUCCAGCGCAGCUACAUUGGAGGAACUACAUACAUCAAUCGACAGAAAUUCCAGCUUGUUGCAGACUGCAGGUUGCUUGCAGUACCCUGAUGGUGUGGAUGGAAAAACGCAAUCAUAA
Gymnodraco acuticeps is the source of this 551-nucleotide messenger RNA. Its product is annotated as G2/M phase-specific E3 ubiquitin-protein ligase-like. The record is from RefSeq and is a predicted model, not a curated record. Bases 87 to 551 code for a protein of 154 amino acids. NCBI's taxonomy places the organism in Eukaryota, Metazoa, Chordata, Actinopteri, Perciformes, Bathydraconidae. The transcript has 3 exons. Gene Ontology annotation, molecular function: ubiquitin-protein transferase activity.